Tremella mesenterica DSM 1558 is the source of this 1626-nucleotide messenger RNA. RefSeq lists its product as uncharacterized. The record is from RefSeq and is a predicted model, not a curated record. The transcript has 9 exons. Bases 1 to 1626 code for a protein of 541 amino acids. Lineage: Eukaryota; Fungi; Basidiomycota; Tremellomycetes; Tremellales; Tremellaceae. Gene Ontology annotation, biological process: carbohydrate metabolic process; N-glycan processing. Gene Ontology annotation, molecular function: calcium ion binding; mannosyl-oligosaccharide 1,2-alpha-mannosidase activity. Gene Ontology annotation, cellular component: membrane; endoplasmic reticulum.
AUGCUUUCACCGCUCCUCUAUCCAUCUCCCCAUAAGAUCCGCACUCACGACAUACUCCCCGCCUCCGGGAGAUCUAUCCUUAAACCUUUCAUCCGAGGUGUUCAACACCUUCCAGCCGAUGUCGAAAAACGAGAAGAAGUUAGAGAAGCUUUCCAAUGGAGUUGGACGGCAUACGAACGACACGCCUGGGGAGCCGACGAGUUUCAUCCUUUAUCCCAAACAGGUUCAAACCUCACUCGAGCGGGUGGAAUAGGGUUCACCAUUGUUGAUUCCUUGGACAGUUUGUUGGUGAUGGGGUUCGAAGAGGAAUACAAGAGGGCUGCCAAGUGGGUUAAAGAGGAUUUGAGUUUCGAUAAGAAUUCAGAGUUCAAUACUUUUGAGACUACUAUUCGUAUCCUCGGUGGACUCCUAUCAGCUCAUUAUCUCACCUCGAUACAUUCAAACCCUACCAUUCAAUCUGACGCUCCUAUGUACCUCGAACGCGCUGUUGAUCUUGCCGAUAGACUUCUGGGAGCGUUCAGCACAUCUUCCGGUAUACCAUUGUCAAGUAUCAACCUGGCCACUCGGCAGGGUAUACCAGAUAGGGCGAAUAAUGGUUGGGCAAGUCUAGCAGAGGCGGCCAGUUUGCAAUUGGAAUUGAAGUAUCUCAGUCAUCUGACGGGAGAUCAUGUGUAUUGGAAGAAAGCCGAGAAGGUGACAGAAGUCAUAAGGGCUGCUUCGAUGCAUGAUGGUAUCGCUCCUAUCUUCAUAUCGCCUGCGACUGGUCAAUUCGUAGCUAGUGAGAUCCGUCUGGGGUCGAGGGGAGAUUCGUACUACGAGUAUUUGAUCAAACAGUACCUGCAAACGGACCGACAAGAGCCAGUGUACAGAGAUAUGUAUGACGAAGCCAUGUCAGGAAUUAAAACACAUCUCAUGGGCACUACACCGUAUGGGAUGGUGGUACAUACUCAAGAGCUCAUGCCGCAAAGGGAUCCUGAUACUGGAGGACCAGCUUGGAAGAUUGUCCCCAAACAAGACCAUCUGGUCUGCUUCUUGGGCGGUUCUUUCCUUCUAGGCGUGACGGAAGGUGGUCGGAGGGAGUUGAAUGAGGAGACUCUGGUCAUGCCGAGAGAUUUGGAGGAUGUGGCCGUUGGGACUGGAAUCAUUGAGGGAUGUAUGAAGACACAUGAGACAGCAACUGGUUUAGCUCCUGAAAUCGCCAUGUUCGUGGAGAAAUCAGACCCAAGAGCGAAAGAGAUAGAUUGGUAUAUCAAGCCUAAUCAAAACGGCAUUCUCAUUGACGGUCGAAACAUCCUCCGACCGGAAACUGUCGAAUCUUUGUUCUUGGCUUACCGUCUGACGGGCGAGGAAAAGUACAGAGAGUAUGGCUGGUCAAUCUUUCAAGCGUUCCAAAGGUACUGUAGAGUGAAGAAGGGAGGUUAUGCCGGAGUGGAGGACGUCCAGGCUAUGCCUCCGAAGCAAUUGGAUAAAAUGGAGACAUUUUGGCUAGGGGAGACUUUGAAAUAUCUGUAUCUAUUAUUUGACGACUCUGAUCAUAUCCCAUUGGACCGACAUGUGUUCAACACUGAAGCACACAUCUUUCCUGUAUUUCAACCAGAGAUCAUGACGGCUUUUGCAACGUCCUAG